Hevea brasiliensis (rubber tree) is the source of this 849-nucleotide messenger RNA. RefSeq lists its product as uncharacterized. The record is from RefSeq and is a predicted model, not a curated record. NCBI's taxonomy places the organism in Eukaryota, Viridiplantae, Streptophyta, Magnoliopsida, Malpighiales, Euphorbiaceae. The transcript is spliced from 3 exons. The coding region runs from base 1 to 849 and encodes 282 amino acids.
AUGUCUGUGAAAAAACAAAUGAUUGUUAUCUUACGUUAUGUUGACAAAAAUGAUUGUGUUAUUGAGAGAUUUUUUGGAAUUGUGCAUAUUUUUUAUACAAGUGCUUUGUCUCUUAAAUCAUCAAUUGAGUCAUUGUUUGCUAGGCAUGGAUUAAGCAUGGCAAUAUUACGAGGCUCAGGUUACGACGUUACGAUGGAGCUACUUCAAUUAACCCUUGUUGUUGUUGCAAAAAGCGAUAUUCAUAUUGCAUCGCUUUUUAAUAUGAUUGCUAGUUUGUUGAAUGUUGUUGGAGCCUCAUGUAAAUGUCGAAAUAUUCUUCGAGAAAGUCAAGCCACUGAAGUUUCUGAGGCAUUAAAAACUAGUGAAAUGAUAAGUUAUCGUAGAUUAAAUCAAGAAACUAGUCUUAAAAGAGCAACAGAUGCACAUUGGGGUUCACAUUAUGGUACAAUUCUAAAUUUGAUCAACAUGUCGUCAACUGUGGUAGAGAUACUUAAUAGUAUUGUUAAGGAUGAUACAAGUUCAGAGCAAAGGGCAGAAGCAUAUGGUCUAUUAGAAUUUUCAACAAUUAAGGGAAUUGGUGGUUUUACUCAAAAGUUUGUCCAAACAAAGAAGAAUUUAGCAUAUCCACUAGUUUACUUACUUGUGAAAUUGGCAUUGAUAUUACAUGUUGCAAAUGCAAGUGUUGAAUGGGCAUUUUCUACAAUGAAAACUGUGAAAAUUCAAUUGCAGAAUUGGAUGGGAGAUCAAUUGUUUAAUGAUUAUUUGAUUAUAUAUGUUGAGAAAGAUGCCUUUGAUAGCAUUGAUAAUAAAGCGAUUAUGCAACGCUUCCAAAAAAUGAAAACUCAUUGA